AUGGUUGCUCAACUAUCUGAUGAAGAACCCGACUCAUCAGGCCAACUACAAGAAGAUACGCAGGAGGUGGGAACAAAUAUCGAUGAACUGCGAGAUACGGAGACCACUGAUUCAACCGUCACACCAUUAAGCGAACGACCUAUCACAGCCAUGCCUACAGUCACUCCUGGUAGUCCUUCUGUUGCUCCAACAACAGACAAACCCACAAGUAGAAGUCCCACCACAGCUUUGCCUACAGUCACUCCAGGUAGCCCUUCUCUGGCUCCGACAACAGAUAAACCGACAAGUACAAAUCCCUCAACAGCUUUGCCGACAGUCAUGCCCGGCAGUCCUUCUAUUGCUCCAACAACUGACAGACCCACAAGUGCCAGUCCCACCACGGAUUUGCCGACAGUCAUGCCCGGCAGUCCUUCUGUUGCCCCAACAACAACAGACAGACACACAAGUGCCAGUCCCACUACGGUUUUGCCUACGGUGACUCCUGGUAGUCCUUCUGUUGCUCCGACAACAGAUAGACCCACAAGCGCCAGCCCCACCACGGAUUUGCCCACUGUCACUCCUGGCAGUCCUUCAAUGACACCAACAACACCUAAACCGACAAGUGCAAGUCCCUCAACAGCUUUGCCGACAGUCAUCCCCGGCAGUCCUUCUGUUGCCCCAACAACAGAAAGACCCACAGGCGCUAGCCCCACCACGGAUUUGCCUACUGUCACUCCUGGCAGUCCUUCAAUGACACCAACAACAACCAAACUGACAAGUGCCAGUCCUACUACGGAUUUGCCGACAGUCAUGCCCGGCCGUCCUUCUGUUGCUCCAACAACAGAAAGACCCACAAGUGCCAGUCCCACCACGGGUUUGCCUACGGUCACUCCUGGCAGUCCUUCGAUGACACCAACAACAACCAAACCAACAAGUGCAAGUCCCUCAACAGCUUUGCCUAAAGUCACUCCUGGUAGCCCCUAUUCGGCUCAGAAUGCAGCAGCAGUCACAAACAUCAGUCCCAUUACAGCUUUUCCAACAGUAACUCGUGGUAGUCCCUCUGUUUAUCCAACAACAGAAACACCAACAACUACCAGUCCAACAACAGCUUUGCCUACAGUCUCACCUGGUAGUCCUUCUUCAGCUCCAACAACAGCCAAACCCACAAGUGCCAGUUCCCCCUCGGCUUUGCCAACUGUGACUCCAGGUAGUCCUUCUAUUGGUCCAACAACAGCGGGACCGACCAGUGUGAGGCCCACCUCAGCACUGCCUACUGUUACCCCUGGUCUUCGUGCUGAUGCUUCAAAAACAGCCAGCCCCACCACAGCUGUGCCCACAGUUGCUGCUGGUAGUCCUUCCAUUGCACCAACAACAGACCCACCCGCAAGUGCCAGUCCCACUACAGCAAUACCUACCAUCACCCCAGGCAGCCCUUCUGUUGCACCAACCACAUCCAUGCCCACGAGUGACAGCCAAACACCAAUUUUACCUACAAUUUCUCCAAGGAGUCCUUCUGUUGUUCCUACAACUGACAGGCCCACUACGAUAACUCCUACUGUCACUCCCGGUAGCCCUUCUCUUUUCCCCACAACUACCAGUCCCACCACGGCUUUGCCAACUAUCACUCCUGGAAGUCCUUCUUUGGCUCCAACAACAGCCAAACCGACAAGCGCCAGUCCCACCACAGCUUUGCCUAUGGUCGCUCCAGCUGAACCAACAGCUGAACCAACAGAACAACCAACAGAACAGCCAACACAAGAUCCCACAGUCACACAAACUGGAGUCCCCACAAUCCCGCAAACCGAAGUACCCACAUUUUCACCAUCGGUUAGCAAUUUCCCAUCAGCCUGUACUCUUGAGGAAACAGCAAACAUAAUCGGGAUGGAUUUCGAAGGCGACAUCUCACUUAUCUCUGAUGAAGAGUUCAUCUUGGCUUUUGAACUUGCGAUUGCAUCGCAGCCAGAUGAUGACACCUUCUGUGCAUCAUCAGUCAAUAGUGUUUCCCUUGACUAUCGUACUGCUAGGAACCGCAAGCUGGAGCAUUCACACUCUACCAGUGCGACAAAAGUGAAGACCCGCCAGCAGAAGGUCUCUCAGUCAACCGGAGCACGAGUGCUGCAAACUAACGAUUUCUAUGGUGGCGAUGACUUUUCAACGAUGACGAUUUCUUCUAUUAUGAUGAUUUCUUCUAUGAUGACAAUCUCAUCAUUGUUUACAACUAUAUUGAAUUCCUGGUUGUUGCAGAACAAGACGUAG
This is a messenger RNA of Seminavis robusta, 2235 nucleotides long. Lineage: Eukaryota; Bacillariophyta; Bacillariophyceae; Naviculales; Naviculaceae. The record is from the annotation of a GenBank genome assembly.